This is a messenger RNA of Ostrea edulis (European flat oyster), 3119 nucleotides long. Its product is annotated as RING finger protein 24-like. The record is from RefSeq and is a predicted model, not a curated record. Bases 180 to 584 code for a protein of 134 amino acids. The transcript is spliced from 6 exons. Lineage: Eukaryota; Metazoa; Mollusca; Bivalvia; Ostreida; Ostreidae.
GCGUUUGUUGUAAACUUUUGCGACACUGGCCUAAUGACCCACUUUCGCACUGGACCUGAAGAAGCUGGAGAUUCUUUACCACUAGGAUGUUCAUUCCGGAUCAUUCCGUUCAUUCUAUCAGUUUUUAGGUGGUUUGCAUUGUAGAUAGUUAAACCAGUUGCCAUGUAAGUCACUGUAAGAUGGUAGAUAAUCUUCCGGCCAACAUUUCCUUGCCUCUGCUGGGUAUUGGGGCUUUAUCUCUCAUUCUGAGUCUGAUAUUUUGCUGCUACAUGUGGAGAUUGAAAUGGAAGGCAAAGAAAGAACAGGGAUAUAGAAGGAUGAGGUUCAUGAGCAGAAAGAAGGCAGCCAAUGAGACCUGUCCAGUUUGUUUGGAAGAUUUUGAACUGAAGGAGUACAUAGCUGUCUGUCGCUGUGCCCACUGCUUCCACAUGAAAUGCCUUUUAGAGUGGUUACAUCAUAAAAACAUGUGUCCAAUGUGUAAGGCUCCAGUGCAGUCCGGCUGUUUGGGCGAGAGAACGGGACUAGUUUCUGUGCCCAUACCCCCGAGAAGUUUCCCUGCUCAAGCUCAAGCAAACAGCGUGUGAUAUUAUAUGUGCUUUGAUUUUUUUUUUUCAAAAUAUGUUCAUUUUUGUACUGUGUGAUUGAUAACAAUUAUAUUAUAUGGGCAGUUACUAUGUAUUUCUCAAGUAGUUGAGGGAAAUAUGUUUCAUUUUUUGGAGUGUUCUCGUCCAUGUAAACCACUUGUUAAAUUUAUUUUGUGUAUACGCGUUAGUUUUCACUGAUGAGGCAGGGCUUGUUCAGUAGAGGCAACGUUAGUGGUGAAGAUGCUAGCCUUUUUUCAGCACAUUUUUAUGUUUUAAAUGAUAUUAAAGUUUGAAAUGUAGUUUAGAUUUGUGUGUCAAAAUUAUCUGCAAUUGUCAGAAAGCUGUGAUAUAUAUGUGUUAUAUAUAAUGAGAGAGUGGAAUUGUUAAUGCUGGUUUGUUUUUUUUGACUUUUAAAGAUUUUUUCUCUUGAAUGUGGCUUAAGCAAGAGCCAGGCUGUUAAAAAGUGGAAUUAAUUCCCCCCAGAAGACUGCAUUUUAGCUUAUGAUAAUUAAGAUUUUUGACAGUUUUUAGAGGGUUGGUGCUGCUGUUGCUUUCAUCUGCUUUAGAAUCAUUUCCGUAUAGUCCGUGUUUCAAGUUGUUAAUUUAGUCCAUACUGUGAAAAAUCGAUGAAGACUGUCCAUUGUGGUGAGUGGUCAUAUGUGAGAUGGACAGUUUCCACGGACUUUUUUAAAGAAUGUACUAUGAAAUCAAAUUUUGGAUCCUGAUUGCAUAUUGACUUAUAAUGUUAUUUCAGUCAUUCUGAUGAAUUUUAAAAAAAAAACUAUGCAUGGACGUUUGAAAACCAAAGACUUGCGUAGCCAUUUAGGAAUCGGGGAAAGUAGAGGCUUUUCUGAUAGUGUUGGAAAAAAAUGUUGUUUUAGACGAUUUUUUGACGUUUUGAAGAGUCGCCAUAAAAUUUGUGUGUGAUGGUACUUUACGGGAAUAUUGACAUUAUGCUGCUGAUCAAGUUGUGAUAUUAGAGAUGUAUUUUAUUACAAGUACGCGUAUGUCUUCCAGUGUGUCGUUAUUAUUUGUUUUAAGUGUCGUGGUCGUAAGGUUUAUGAUACAUACUGCAUACAGAGAUAUUUUCGCAUCAUGUUAUUUUCACCCAUAUCUAUUAGAGAAAAAGGACUUCACUUAGAUAUGAAUCUGCUGAAACUUGUGUUUUUUGCUACUUUCAAGUUAUGAAUGAAUUCACACUGCACAGCUAGAGUUUAAUAUUUUCCCAUUUAAGAUAAGGGCAAAAUCGGUGAAACUUGUUUUUAAAAACUGACCCCAAAAUUUUCCAAUAUAUUGUAUAUCAGGUUUUAUUUGUUGGGUUGGAAAUGUUCGCUUUUUGGUCGAUAAAGAAAAUUGGCCAAAAAAUGAAAGUGCUAAAAUUCCUAUAUGAAUUUGUGCCAAAGAUUUUAAGCUACUUUUUUUUUUAAAUAUCUGCUAAAUACUCCUACUACCAAAGUUGCCUGAUAUGCAAUAUAUUAUAUGGGUACAACUAUGCAACCAAAGAAGAAAAAAUGAAGAUGUUGUAUCACAAGGAAAAAAUGUUUCUUGAAAUACUGCAGUGCCAUAUUUGCAAAAUGUGUAGUUCAUAAACUAAGGAACUAUGGGUGUAGACAUGUUAUUGUUGAUCAAAGACAUAUUUAUCUGUAACAAACACUGUACUAUAUAGCAGUGUUUCAAAUAAUUAAUAUCUAAAGUGUGCUAUGUUUUGAAUUGGCUGGUAUUGAAUAUGUACAUUAAAGUGUAUUGAUGUCGGAGGUCAAUAACUAAUUCAGAGCGAGGACAGAGUCCUGAAUCUUAGGUUAAUAAAUCCACAUGUUGUACUAAAUUGACAGACUUGCAAUUGUUAUAUUAUUUAUCUGUAUCAUUUUAGUAUUGAAACUAUUCUAGAUUCUCUCUAGAUAUAUAUUCAGAACUGAAACCACACUUAAAAAGUGUAGAAAUAUUUAAGUUAUGAAACAUUUGGUGCAAUGUCUAAUCAAACUAGAAACAAAUAUAUCUGUUCAAAAGUACAAAAUGAAGGGAAUCGAAAACCUAAAAAAUUACCUAUUUUGAUGGAAAUUUGCAAUUUUAGUUUUAAUUCACCGAAAAAACAAAAAUUGAAAGGAGGAAAUAAAUUUGAUAUACGGAAGUCGGCCAUUAUUAGAAUGUUGCAUUACCACCUUAAUUGGAAACACCUGUGCAAAUCCUUCAUUUUAUAAUUAAUUAUGUGAGCCAAUCAUAGAUGCUGAAAUGUUAUAGAAAAGUAAUAAAGCAUGUUAGCAGAAUUGUGUGGAAAGAUUCUCAGAAUCUGUAUAAUUUAAAACAAAUACCGUAUGAUUUUGGAGAAUAUUUUACCUGUAUAUUAUUCACGUAUAAGAUUAUGUGUGUAUUUUUAUAUCUAUAGUAAGGUUCAUCUUGUACAUUGUAAUCUCUUUCUUUCUCCAUUUGACAGCCAUAUAUUAAGUAACUGGUGCUUUAAAAAUGGUUGAUUACUAUUAGUAAUACUUGUAUAUACAUCUGUAGUUGUAUAUUUAUUAAAUUGUUGGCAUUAUCUUA